Molecule: messenger RNA, 2390 nt
Organism: Vicia villosa (hairy vetch)
Lineage: Eukaryota; Viridiplantae; Streptophyta; Magnoliopsida; Fabales; Fabaceae
Exons: 11
Coding region: 1417-2298 (293 amino acids)
Source: RefSeq, a predicted model, not a curated record
ACCAUUUUCGAUUUCGACCUCCUGCUCGAAGGAACCUGUAGCUGCGGCUAUGAGAACCCUUCUCCGUUCACAAACUUUCUUUUCAAAAAAAUCCUCCGCCAGAAGCGAGCAAGUGAUGCAAUUUAUGGAGAAACAAUACCCUUAUGAAGAAGCCUUUCUUCUCAGAUAAACUAAACAGAACUUAUCUCCUUAUCUCUAAAAAAUCAAAUAUUCCCUCUUACUUUAUUCCUGGAUUUCAAUAAUGAAGGUUUUUAACUAAAAUUUCCCCGACAAUUUUAUCUCGAAUUCCUUUCGUUUUAUUCAAACCAUGUGGCGUUGUCUUUUAGGUUCCAUACCAGUGGCUUAGUCGAAGCUAUCAUAUAUCCAUUGACGAAUUAAAGAGGUUGGAAUCAAUUUAAUCAAAUAUCAGCCGCUGGUUUUUCCCCAUAAUCGCCUAUGAGGACACCAAUCGUUCUAAGUCGGAAAAGCUUACAGAGAAACCCUAACACACGAAGAGUUCAUGGAGUCGAUGAAAGUAGUGGAAACGCUCGAAUUAGAAAGUCUGAUUAGGCAAAAUUGAAAGUGAAACAAUUGUUUCUUGGGGAACACGAUGGCGAAGGCGCAUUUGAAGGUUCAAACUGGUUUUUCGCCAUAAUCCCUAAUGACGGCAUCCCAAAGCGGUCUUUUCGAUAAUAUUUUGGCUCUGACUCUGCCAUGGAAAGCCAUAUUUUAUCGAAAAGACUGGAUGGAAGGGAGUGGUGUAUGCUUUAUCUAGUUGGUUAAAGAGUAUUCAUCCUAAUUACAACAUAGGGCUUCUUAAUGGCAAAAGCUUACAGCUUUUGGCAGAUAAUUCAGCAGCAUGGGCAGCAGCGGCAGUCUCGCCUAGCUUGAACCGGUUCAGCUUGUUGGUUAACAACCACCUUCCUCGCGAGUUCGAGAACGACAAUUUCGAGUGGUCUAUUAAUACGGAGAAGGAAUUUUCCGUGGCUAGCAUCUCUUCCAUGGUAAACAACUCUAAACCUUUUGGAUGGGACUCUACUUUAAUUGGAUGGUUGAAUGCUAUGUGGGAUCUUAAUCUUCCGCCUAAAAUCAAGUUGUUUGCUUGGAGAUUUUUAAUUGAUAGGCUUCCAACUAAGGACCAAUUAUGGAUUAGAGGUCUUACUAAUAUUAAUCCAAAUUGUGGCUUUUGUGGUAUUGUUUUGGAAUCUACAUCUCAUCUUUUCUUUCUUUGCCAAGAGGUGAGGGUGAUUUGGAAUCAUAUUUUUGGGUGGUUAGGCAUUAAGGAGGAAAUCAACUUUGAGGAGUUCUUGUCCUAUGGUGACUUACAAAUAAAGUUACAUAAUCAUUUGUCCCCAAGUCAUAUACUAACAGUGUUGAGGUGAGAACUUUCAGAGAUUCAAAAAAAAUAUUUACUAGCAUUUCAAAGAAUGAGCAAUAAUGAAGGAAAUUUUGUUCAUGGCAUUGGCUCACCUGCUUAGUGAUAAUAUCAAUAACAUAGUACAAGGAUUUAGAUCCGAAUGUCGCGAAAUGGUUGAAGCAAAUGCUGUAAUUACACCUAUUCAAGAAUCUGAAUCAUCAAGAAGACGAGGGAAGCAUUUGACAACAAUACUAAUCAAAAGAAAAACCUUUUCUUUUUCAUUUCCCCUAGACUUUGAUACUACAUGUUUUCCUGGUAUAGACAAUAUGUUGCCUAAUCUUACAAGUUGGGAAGUUGAAUGUCGAAAGAGAGAAUCUAAAACUUGCGAUACGUACUAUAUUCACUCAACCGUCACUGGAGAUAGAAAAUUACGAUCCGUUACAGAGGUUGUAAACAAAUUACUUCCCGAAGGAUAUGCCAAGUUGGACAGCAGAAAAAGAAAGAAAAAUGUGGAGUUAGAGGAUAAUGAUGAAGAAAAUAAUUUUGAAUUUGAGGCUAAUGAAAACAACAUCUCUCAAGUCUCUCAAGUUAAAAAACAAAAAAUUGUCGAGGUAGGGAAAAAUAUUUCUCCCAGAUCUUCCACCUGUACAGAAAAGAUUAUUGGGAAUAAAGAAUUUAAUGAAGUUGGAGAUUUUUCUUGUUUUUCUUUAGAGAUUGAGGAUAAAGAGAACAAUAUGGAUGAUGUUUUAAUAAGUGGGUUGCUAAAUUCACAAGAAAUAUCCUCUGAAUUUUUGCUAUACAUCUCAGAUAUGCAACCCAUUGUUUCUGUCAACCAAGAUAUAUUAGAAGAUAUGUUGAAAGAUCAUGUUGAAAAUGAUUGGACACUAAUAGAUGAAGUCUUAUAUGAAAUUAGAGAAGACUUUUCUGAGUAUGAUGAGUUGAUAGCAAGUUUUCUAAAAUAAUUUGUACUUUAUAAUUAGAGUUUUAAAAUUAUUAACUGUAUGUUUUUAUUUUCUUUGUAUGAGAGCAUGAAAUAUUUGACAAUAUAAAAGUG